Plectropomus leopardus (leopard coralgrouper) is the source of this 809-nucleotide messenger RNA. It is a transcript of the gene mrpl49, whose product is annotated as mitochondrial ribosomal protein L49. Gene Ontology annotation, molecular function: structural constituent of ribosome. Gene Ontology annotation, cellular component: mitochondrial large ribosomal subunit; ribosome. Lineage: Eukaryota; Metazoa; Chordata; Actinopteri; Perciformes; Serranidae. Gene Ontology annotation, biological process: translation. The record is from RefSeq and is a predicted model, not a curated record.
UGCUUUGCACUAUUUGACAAGAUGGCGACGUACACGGUGCUCCGCGGGGCGCUGCGAGGAGCCUUGCUCCGGUCCCCGGGGCCUGGUGCCGCGGCUGUCCGGUCUGUCUGUGCCGCUGCUCCUCAGGAAACAAAGAGAGCGAUUACAGAAUCCGCGGAGGAAUACAAGUUCGUGGAGCGGCUCAUCCCGUCGUCCCGGGUCCCCGCUCCGCUUAAACACGCCGGUCCCGCCCCGUCAGGCUGGACCCCGCCGGCAGAGUCCCCGCCUGAUCUCCCCUACAUGAUCCGCCGCUCCCGGAUGCACAACAUCCCGGUGUACACCGACCUGACGCACGGCAGCCGCAAGACCACGCUGGUGCGCAAAGUGGAGGGAGAUAUCUGGGCUCUCGAAAGGGAUGUGAGACAGUACCUGAAGGAGGUGACGGGGAAGGAGCUGCCCACACAGGUCAACGAGGUCACCAUGACCCUGAAGGUCAAAGGUCACUUUGAUAAGGAGCUGAAGGAGUGGCUGAUCGGUAAAGGCUUCUGAGUGCUGCUGAGACUCCAGGACAUCAUGGUGCUCAGGGGACACGCGGCUGCACACGCGCAGCUGGACAGAAACACGUGACACUGUUUGGGAUCAACUGGCAUGGCAACACCUUCAAAUAUUGUCCUUUUAUCAGUCUAUAUGGAAGAACAGCUGUGGACUACUGCCUCUGCUGGACUCUGUUAAGACACCAGAGACAUGUUAAAGUUGCAGGAGCUUUGGGUGUUAAUGAUGUACAUAUGUGUAUGUUGUGAAUUUAACAUUAAAUAUAAAAGUGCAGCUCA